Molecule: messenger RNA, 636 nt
Organism: Tilletiaria anomala UBC 951
Lineage: Eukaryota; Fungi; Basidiomycota; Exobasidiomycetes; Georgefischeriales; Tilletiariaceae
Exons: 1
Coding region: 203-625 (140 amino acids)
Source: RefSeq, a predicted model, not a curated record
GUCCUCGGAACUAAGUGGAAGACGUACUAGUAAUGACCGUGACACAGCGCUAUUAUUCCAAAGUAGGGGGCAGGCGAGCAGGGGGUGGAUCAGGCGAUGAUCUGAGGGUGGAAGGCAAGGGAUGGAGGCAUUAGAAAAGGAGGCGGAGGAUGAUGGGAUGGUACGGGAUGAAUGAAUGAAUAAGACGAGCAAUGAGAAGAUAAUGGCCAGGAUGGUGAUCAGCGUCGUCAAACAGAGGGCCAUGUGCGCAUCUAUGCCCCGAUCUGGCAGACGGCGUUGCGCAUGCCUGCUGCAAUUUGGCAAAGGAAAAGCUACGGGGUCCCAGCGACAGCAGUGCUACACAUUGGCUCUGACGCUCCUAUUGUUGCACCUAGCACACCCAAGUCAGAGCCGCAACAAAGAACAGACCCCUCUCUCUCCAUCCAUGACCGCCCUCGCAGCAGCCUAUCUUUGCGCAAUAUAUCCGCCGAUCCGACAGAACAGCGCCUUGUCGCCUUCAUCAGGCAGCUUCACUCACAUCUCUACAGGAUCGCACUUGCUGCGUUCCCAAAACGAGGUUGGGCAAACCCCCAAAGCACUGAAGACGCGUCCAGGCACACACCUGUCCACACCUUGUUCAAUUUAACCUCCCUUCAC